This is a messenger RNA of Mercurialis annua (annual mercury), 3329 nucleotides long. RefSeq lists its product as uncharacterized. Gene Ontology annotation, cellular component: small-subunit processome; Pwp2p-containing subcomplex of 90S preribosome. Gene Ontology annotation, biological process: maturation of SSU-rRNA. Bases 55 to 2916 code for a protein of 953 amino acids. NCBI's taxonomy places the organism in Eukaryota, Viridiplantae, Streptophyta, Magnoliopsida, Malpighiales, Euphorbiaceae. The record is from RefSeq and is a predicted model, not a curated record. Gene Ontology annotation, molecular function: snoRNA binding; protein binding. The transcript has 12 exons.
AAAGAAAAAGGUAUCGGCAGCCAUAGCCGAACAACAAAGCAAGGCCAAGCAGCAAUGGUGAAAGCGUACCUGAGGUACGAGCCAGCGACGUCGUUUGGAGUAAUAGCAUCAGUAGAAUCAAACAUAACGUAUGAUAAUUCCGGGAAGCACCUUCUAGCUCCGGCGCUGGAAAAAGUUGGAGUUUGGCACGUGCGGCAAGGUGUCUGCACUAAAACCCUAGCUCCUACGUCUUCCUCUUCCUCUCGUAACGGGGCAUCGCUCGCUGUUACCUCUGUUGUAUCAUCCUUAAUCAAUUCUUCUCUGGUAGCUAGUGGUUAUGCAGAUGGCAGUAUAAGAAUUUGGGAUAGCGAUAAAGGAACCUGUGAGACCACAUUGAAUGGACACAAAGGAGCUGUUACGGUUCUACGUUAUAACAAGUCCGAGUCAUUGCUGGCAUCUGGAAGUAAAGAUAAUGAUGUUAUACUGUGGGAUGUUGUUGGAGAGACUGGUCUUUUUCGCCUUCGUGGGCAUCGCGAUCAGGUCACUGACCUCGUUUUCUUGGAUUCUGGUAAAAAACUUGUUAGUUCUUCCAAAGACAAAUUUUUGAGGGUUUGGGAUCUUGAUACACAGCACUGUAUGCAGAUUCUUAGUGGCCAUCACAGUGAAAUUUGGUCUAUAGAUGUUGAUCCUGAGGAAAAAUAUUUGGUUACUGGUUCUGCUGAUCCAGAACUUCGGUUUUACACUAUUAAGCAGGAUUCGAUGAAUGGACAAGGUUUAUCCAAUGGAAAUGGGAUGGACAUUGUAAAGGCUGGAGAUUCAUCUACUCAAAGUAAAUGGGAGAUUCUGAAGCUAUUUGGUGAAAUUCAGAGGCAGAAUAAAGAUAGAGUUGCUAUGGUGAGAUUCAAUAAGUCCGGAAAUUUAUUGGCUUGUCAAGUGGCAGGCAAAACAGUAGACAUAUUCAAUGUUUUGGAUGAGAAUGAAGCAAAACAUAAAGCAAAGCGUCGACUUCACAGAAAGAAAGAGAAGAAAUCUGCAAAAGCAGCAAUUGGGGCAACUGAAAAUAGUGAUGCAAUAACUGAAGAAGAUGGAGGUGUCCUCAUGGUUACGGUCUCUGAUGUUUUCAAGCUUCGUCAAACAAUUCGAGCAGGCAAAAAGAUCUGUUCCAUCUCCUUUAAUCCAAUCACUCCUAGAAACGCCUUGGCUACAUUAGCACUGUCUUUAAAUAAUAAUUCACUGGAAUUCUAUUCUGUCGAAACCACUACAGCAACAAAAUCUCUAUCUAUUGAGCUCCAGGGGCAUCGUUCUGAUGUCAGAAGUGUUACUCUUAGUUCAGACAAUACUCUCUUGAUGUCAACCAGUCACAAUGCAGUAAAGUUCUGGAAUCCAAGUACUGGUUCUUGUCUUCGAACUAUUGAUUCUGGGUAUGGACUGUGUGGCUUGAUUGUUCCACACAACAAAUAUGCACUCGUUGGAACUAAAGACGGGAAAUUAGAAAUAAUUGACGUAGGGAGCGGUACUUGCAUUGAUACUGUGGAAGCUCAUGGUGGUUCAGUACGGACCAUUGUUUCUAUUCCAAAUGAAAAUGGUUUUGUCACGGGUAGUGCAGAUCACGAUGUUAAGUUCUGGGAGUAUCAAGUUGAGCAGAAAGCUGGUCAAGACACAAAGUACCUUGCCGUGUCAAAUGUGAGGUCUAUGAAGAUGAAUGAGGAAGUUCUAGUGGUUGUAGUUAGCCCUGAUGCUAAAUACAUUGCUGUUGCUCUUUUAGACUACACUGUGAAGGUAUUCUUUGUGGAUACACUCAAGUUUUUCCUUUCAUUAUACGGUCACAAACUGCCGGUGCUAUGUAUGGACAUUUCAUCCGAUGGAGAUUUGCUAGUUACUGGUUCCGCAGAUAAAAAUUUGAAGAUAUGGGGUUUGGAUUUUGGUGACUGCCACAAGUCCCUUUUUGCCCAUGCUGAUAAUGUUAUGGCAGUAAAAUUCGUGCGCAGCACCCAUUACAUGUUCAGCGUAGGGAAAGAUUGCCUUGUUAAGUACUGGGAUGCUGAUAAAUUUGAGCUUCUUUUAACUCUCGAAGGCCAUCAUGCAGAUGUUUGGUGUCUUGCAAUCAGCAAUCGUGGUGAUUUUCUUGUUACAGGGUCUCAUGACCGGUCCAUACGUCGUUGGGAUCGGACUGAAGAGCCAUUUUUCAUUGAGGAGGAGAAAGAAAAAAGAUUAGAAGAAAUGUUCGAGGCUGACCUUGAUAGUACAUUUGAAAACAGAUAUGCUCCAAAGGAAGGACUUCCAGAGGAGGGAGCUGUAGCCUUGGCCGGUAAGAAAACUCAGGAAACGCUUACAGCAACUGACUUAAUUAUUGAAGCCCUAGAUAUAGCAGAGAUAGAAUCAAAGCGGAUUGCUGAGCACAAGGAGGAGAUAACCCAAGGAAGUGUUGCUGUAUUGCAACCAAACCCAGUGAUGCUUGGGCUUGUCCCAUCUGAUUAUGUUCUCCGUACGCUUUCAAAUGUUCGCACUAAUGAUCUUGAGCAGACAUUACUGGCUUUACCAUUUUCUGAUGCUUUGAAGCUUCUAUCUUACUUGAAGGAUUGGGCCUCAAAUCCUGAUAAGGUUGAGCUCGUUUGCAGAGUUGCUACUGUGCUAUUGCAGACGCAUUAUAAUCAGUUGGUUACAACCCCAGCUGCAAGACCUUUGUUAACUGUUCUUAAGGACAUUCUUUAUGCAAGAGUCAAGGAAUGCAAGGAUACACUCGGUUUCAAUCUUGCAGCAAUGGAUCAUCUCAAGGAAUUGAUGGCUUCAAAAUCAGAUGCACUCUUUCGAGAUGCUAAAGAAAAGUUGCUAGAAAUUCGUUUGCAGCAGUCUAAACGUUUGGAAGCAAGGACAGAUACAAGAGAAGAGAAGCGGAAAAAGAAAAAACAGAAGAAAUCUAAUGGUUUACAUGCUUGAACCUGACUAAGCAAGCUGAAUUACUGGUAAUGGAAUUGUUUCAUUCAAUGAAUGGGAUCAAUCGGUAAACUCUCAGGUAAGACACACCGGGAAAAUGGCUGCAAGAAUCUCACGUGACUUAUUUGAUUAAAUGCAUUGCCACAAGUCAAACGAAAUUCAUUGCGCCCAGAGAAAGCGGAUGAAUUGCAGAUGCUGUGUUUUGUGGGUUACAGUCGGUUUUUGGCAGUGGCAGUUCUGAGCCACAUUUUACGGUGGUUGGAUGCAGAGGUAUUUUAUUGCCCAUUUGUAAUUUUUGCAUAUUGUUACAAAAUCAACAAAUUUUGAGUGUUAACAUAUAUAUGAUUCUCCAUUGUGAAAAGGAACUUUAAUAUUAUGUGAAACAUGAAUCUAUGAGUAAUGUCUUUAGAAUCCAA